Messenger RNA from Xyrichtys novacula (pearly razorfish), 9194 nucleotides. The record is from the annotation of a GenBank genome assembly. NCBI's taxonomy places the organism in Eukaryota, Metazoa, Chordata, Actinopteri, Labriformes, Labridae.
CCUGUUCAGUCUCACACUCAGAGGGUCCCAGGUCACAUCUCAUCUUCUCUGCCACAGUAAGUAAAGGCUGUAAGAGAUAUUUUCAGCAGGCAAACCUUUGAUCAAACUGUUGUAUCACUUUGAUUUAAACUUCAAUAUCCCUGCACUCUUGCUCACUGCAAGCUUUAUGGAGUGUUGGUAUGAUUGCUCGGUAGAUUUUAUUUAAAUUAUCAACAGCUAUUGACCCAAAUAUGACUCAGCAUCCAUUACUGUAAAUAUGUGUAUUUGUCUGAUCAGAGAAAUCUUUGUUUUUCCUCAUUGUUCCCUCCUCAUUGUGAGCCUCCUUCUGCUCAUCCUCCUCAUUUUCUCCUCCCUUCUUCUUCCUCACAGAUGCCGACUCUCUAUUCUUUAGCUUUGACUUUUAUGUGCAGCCUCUCUGUCCUCUCUGCUGUGCUUUCCAUGCAGUGCAAGAAGUUCCAAUAUCCCUGGCCGAGGAAUAAUCAUGAGCUUUGCUGUGAUGGGUGUCCACCAGGUAGAGUGACUUGAUUUUCUCUUGUUGAGGUUUUCAUAAGUGAAAGACACUUAAACUGUUAGUGUGUAUUCCAGGCAAACGUAUGAUUCAGCGUUCUCAAACUACCUGUGAGAUUCAGUGUGUUACCUGUGCGGAUGGCCAAUACAGAGACACGCCCAAUGCAGAGUUGACCUGCAAGUGGUGUAGGCGAUGCCGGGAGUGUGAGUAAUUUUAUUGCUUUUAUUCUAAGAUGAGUGAUGAGUUAAGUGUGUUUGAGACCUUAAUGGUCAAUAGAGAUAUUACCUUGAUGUCAUAGGUUGCUGCUGCUGGUUCUUGCUUAUGCUCUCUGAUAAUCCAUACGUCGUCAGAAAAUAGUCGCAUACUAAGAUGGCAAGUAGACAAACAUGCUAAUUACACUUACAAAAGCAAUAAGGAUGGCAUGUAAAUACUGUGAAGCUCCUGUUUGUGGUUCUCGACUUGAUAUGUAAGUGUGUGUGUGUGUGUGUGUGUGUGUGUGUGUGUGUGUUUGUCAUUGUAUUCUUUUGAGGACCAAACCCUGAUGGACAAUUUUUCUUCAGGGGACAUUGUUGCUUGUGAGGACAUUUGACUGAAUUCUGAUAAAAAAAAUGCUUGGCUGAGCUUCUUAUGGACCUCAUUAUUGUUUUGUAUUGUGAAGAGACACUCCAACUUACUAUGAUGCAUGUUGUUAUUCUUUUGUACCACUCUUGCUUCUUGCUUCAUUGGCAAUAAUAAGCUACUUAAAACUGACAAAAUGUUGUCUGCUUAAAGUAUUGAGACAUGUAUCUGUGUGUGUGUGUGUGUGUGUGUGUGUGUGUGAUCCACUUUUGAAGCAUUGAUGUUGAUAUGAGUCAUCUCUUAGUUCUAACCGGCAAACAUAAGCUCAAAAAGAAAUCUGAUUUCUCUUGGCUGUUACUCAACUCUGCCAGUAGAUCAAAAUUUAAGAGACGUUUACCCACAAGAACAUAAGGUCACACACAUAAAGGGGAUCUCCCAUUUAGUGUGUCAGGGUGGGACACAGUCAGAGAGAGACUACAAGGAGGGGGGAGUCUGAGAAACCCUCCAUAAACGACCUCAGGGUGGGAUUCAUGAUUACAUGGUUAUAGCCGCAGCAUCAAAGGCAAAGCUAACCAAGAGUGCCACAGACAGUAGGAGGUGCACAAAGUAGACUGUCGUCGUGUCAGUGGAAACAAAAGAAAAACACUGAAAAGUGGUAAACAUCGGAAAGAGCAGCAGAUGAAAAUAUCAUAUCUUAUGUCAUCACUCAGGUCUGAGCAGAGCAACAGGUGAGCAGAAACAGUCUGUUUUGCUUACAUUUAAAUGUCACUGUGGAAACCAUAGACAACAGAAAACAGUAUGGCUCACUUCAUACAAAUGUGUUGUGCUAUGCAGAAAGACACAAAAAGCACAUGCUUUGGUUUUAACCUAAAUGUUUUAUACCUUUAGCAGUGAGUGGAGGACCUGACCCCCAGGUGUGCUAGAGUGGGGUCACAGAAUGGGCCAAAUAUAAAUAUCAAGAGCAAGAGUUUAAUUUUCACUGUCAUUGUUCCUGUUAAAUACUUUUAGGGAGAUAACUGUUCAUGACAGAGGGAAAAGCAAAUGAACUGAACAAAUGAAUGAAUAACAAGAGAAAAACUGAAUGAUGGGCUCACUAUUGCUGCCUUAAAUAUCAGAAGAUAUAAAGGAUUGUUUCACAAAUGAAUCAAUAACAAGAUGAUCGAUUUUAAAGGAAUUUUACAAGGGACCCCUGUUGAUGGGGAUCCUUGGGAAAGUUUAGAAAACCCUAUGUUAGCACAUUCUAUCUAGUGUUACAGUACAGCUCUCCUCUACAUCUUCAUUGUAACAGAAUUUGCAUAAGACGUAUCUGAAAAUAUCUUGAAUCUAUUCAAAGAAACUGUCUUUCGUCACUUUUGGAGGUUUGGGCAGGAUAACAGCAGAUAAGUUAAAUGUCAAAAUCUUUUUUUUUUUUUUUUCUUGAAGAGGUUACAUAUCAAUACAUGUCACUGGAAAGUAAUUUCAGUGGAAAUGAUUCAACCCACACAGAAGUUUCACUGGCUGCUCCAAAAGUUCAACAGUAUCUAGAUAAAGAAUAUUUAAUCACAUUUAGGGUUAGUGAAGGUGUUAACACUUAGCUAGAAUUCAGAUAUGAGCAUCAAGAGCAGCACAAUGACAUGUAAGUUAAACUUUUUCUCAACAGAGUAAUUCAGUUUCCCAAACCACUUUGAUGAGCACUCAGAUAAUAAUCACUUGUACUGUGGGAAGAAGGCGGAUGUGUUGUGUCCGCAGUAAGUACUAAAAUAAACUGGCUGUCUUCUGUGGGUAGAACACUUACUAUUGACAAGUACUUCAUACAGUGCCACUUAGAAAAAAAAGAACAGUCAUUUUAAGCAAUCCCCGCCAACUUCAAAAUCUAUGGGUGCAGUGCAGCUCAUUUUUGAGUUGUCUGUUUCACAAUAUAACCGUCUAACAUUCUGUGACCAGACUUUCUACUUGACAUGCCCAGUUUGAGUCAUUUUUCUUUCUCUUAUCAUCUAUGUGUCUUAUGUAUACGACAACUGUACAUCUUAUAUGGGUACCGCUUACACAUAACAUUCUCAAAUUUAUGAUUUCUCUUAAUCUCCGGUUGUUUCUUUUUUGUAUUUUUUACAGCAAACAUGGAGGAAAAGUCACGUUGUAACAGCACUCAUAACGCUGUGUGCACAUGUAAAGUUGGAUACAGAUGCAUAGACCAACCCUGCAGCAAAUGUGUGAAGAUACCAACCACUGUUGCCAUGACACCCCCUCUAUCUACCCUCAUCACUACCAUCGGCGACAAACUCCCUCCAACCUCUACCACCACCACCGACCGCCAGCCUCUUCAUAAAGGUAGGAUAUACUACUGCUUCUACACACGUUGACUUAUGUCACCAAGGUUCUGUUUUCUUUGGUGCAAAGGGAUGUGGUCAAGGGUGUAUUUGCACUACUUUGAAUGGUUAGAAUAUAAAUAUCCUGCAAAGGAACUGAAUAGCUGACCUCAUGAAAACAACAAAAAAGUAUUAGGUUGAAGCGAGAAGAGUUGCAGCUGCAAAAAGUUAAGAUUCAUACAUUUUGCAUUCUUGGACAAAUACAACAUUACAUGAUAUAAUAGUAAGGUAACAAAAAUCAAACUGUUGUGCAAAAGAACAACCAGAGGCAGAAUUUGAAGCAGAAUGGCUCUGACCACGUAAUCACCAGCGUCUUGUUUUCAGAUGCACUCGCCAAGAGUUUUACUUUUACAGUGGCUCAAAUGACUAAAUGGCUAUUUUGCUGCAAGUUUUUCAGAAAAGGUCAGACACAUAAGGUGAACUGUUCUGAGUCUUGUGUGAUUAAUCAGACUCUCUGACCAACUUUGUUGAAAGGGUUUCAGAGUAAUCUUGAUGACAAAUCCGAUUAAUGACCUGUUUCAUACUUCCAAUUAACUCUAAGAUUUGUCAGCAACAAGCUGGUAACGUUUUUAUUUAUGUACUUUAGCCCUGAAACUUGCUGUCCUCACCACACUCAUUCUUUGCAUUCCCAAAGAAAGCAUAUUUGAUAUAAGAUUAUGGUGAAUUCUUCUUUUUUUGUCAGUGGAUAUUCAGUCUCUUGCACUUUCUUACAGAUACAGUGUGGUUACUGGUGAUAGUUUUCCUCCUGAGUGCUGUAGUUGGAUUUGUUGUUCUGGCAAAGACCUACUCUUUUCAGCGCUGGGUCAGAUACAAGCUUGGUAAGCAAAUUUACAUGCUGAAUUUACUGCUAUUUCAUUUUAAAUUGACUUUAAAUGGAUAUGAUGAAGCAGCAAUAUUGAAACACGUGCAUUUUUUAUUAUCUCAAUCUAUUUUCUCUCAAUAUUUACUGAUUCCUAAAUUUAGACAUCUUCUCUUUUUUGCUUAGGGUACUUGACAGAAAAACUUGCUCCUGUUCCAACAAGCUCCGAGGAGGGGGAAGUAUCAAAGCCGAUCCAGGAAGUGUGCGGAAAAUGUGAUCCUUGAAUUAAUGACGAGAGUUUUUGAGGAUAUUUAAUUCAGGACUGAUGGACUUUUCUGACCGGAAAAAAGGACUACAUGACAUCUGCAACGUUGGGAAGAUGAAAAGGAAUAAAGUAAAGCGAGUGACUCAGUGCAGCAUGUCGGUGACAUGUUGUGCAAGUUUGCACUAAAAGUGAAAAAACUCAAUGUUCAGUUCGCACAGAUCAAAAUGAACUAGUUCAUGUUCAUUUUGUUUCAGCUGAAAUUACGUUACCCAUCAUCGGAACCUCCUAAACUUCAAUUCCCAAUCAACAACAUUUCCUUAACUAAAAGGAUAAUCAAACACUGCUGUAGAAAAAAAGACAUAUAUUCAGUUUGAAAACCCCAAAAAUCCAUUCAGUGUUUUACAAAUUAAAAAGGAUAAUCUGCAGUUUUCAAUACUUACAAAGAAUUGGCAUCUGUUUGAAGAAAAUUUUGUGAAAGGUUCCAACUUUUUACCCAAAUACACGGAAAAAUCUGCCUCGUAACCAGUAAUGUGGGAGAGAUGGUUUUCACAUCCUCUAUGAGUAAAUGAGAUGAGGGUAAAAAACACUGAACAAACAAACACAAAAGUGAAUUAUUCUCUUAAAAAGUAGAACCUCUCUAAAAAUGUACAUAAUUUAGCCCGAUUUGUUGUAAACUCAGGGCUGGCUUCAUCGCCAAGUAAACCUGCUAACAAGUGGAUGUGAGAAGCACCAGGUGCAGCAGACUUUGGCUGCUAUAACACACAGAACACAUUCAGUAACUCUCCACAACUCCUGAGUCCUCUAAGAAACCUCCUGGACAGUGAGCUGCCCUUCACUAUAAGCGGUCACACAAUGAGCUGUUGAGUUUAAUCAAAAUAUUAGCGUAUUCAUGCACAACACUGAAUGAUGAUAUGUACUGUGGUACAAGAGGUUUCAGGUAUUUAACUAUUUGACAUUUAUGUGUGUUUAUGUAAAUAGACUUUCUACAUCCCAUAUGUAAAUCUUUUUAACUUGCAAAAAUUAGAUUUUUUUUUGUUUAAAUUAAAAUCUCAUUCAUCUCAAUUCAUGCAAAAAAAUUGAACACAAUGAAUGCUGAGCAGUGAUCUUAUUAAAGAGUAUUUACAUGGCAUUUUAAGUUAUAGCAAGGAAAAGAAAUCCCCAUCCAGCAGGUCCUCCAACAGUUAAAGUUUCUUAUGUGCGCUCACUACACAUAUUUUUGUUCACCUGUAUAUAGAAAUGUCUCUGUGAAACUGAGGCUCGUGGUUUACCUGAGGAAGAUUAAUCUGACUGACUCCCAUCCUUGGAUUCAAAGCUUCUUCUUCUACAAGUCCUAGAAUCAGGUUGUAAGCCAGCAGACACGACAGCAAAGGUGCAAUACUUUUUUUUUUUUUUUUAACUUCAUAGGACCUCCUCUUUGGACACAUGACAGUCUUUUCCUUGCUCUUGAGAGGGGAGGAACAUGCUGUCCAUCUCUACGCUUCUCUCCUCUUCAGAGAGAUGAAUACUGGAACAGGAUGUGGGAUGAAAGACGGGACUGUCUCUUGCGUCCUCUUCCUGGCUGCACUUUCUCCCAACUGUUUUCACACCUUCAACUGUUGGACCAACUUGGCCUGUAAACUGAUUGAGCAGGCUGAAGAUGACCGUCCCUGGGUUGUGGACGUGGACUGGCCCUAUAAAGACAACAAAAGUCGAAGAGUGUGACUAAAGAAGCAGUUUUAUUGACCUUUUCUCAGAGAAGGACAGUGAAGUUCAUCUUAUACUCAUUACAGAAACACAACUCUUUCUGUAUCAUUUUUCAUUUUUAACCAUAUAAAGUGAGUCAAGUCUCAUUUUACUCAGUAGUACCCAAAUUGGCUGCUGAUAGAGAUGAUAGCUGCUGCUUUGCACUGAAUGAGCCCCUGGGGAACUGAUGAGUCAGCUCCUUUGGCUUGUGAGAAGCGUUUCUUCCUCCCUAAAACAGAAAACAUUCAUCAGUUCCACGUGAACCACAGAGAAACGAUCCUGUAUAUAAAAGUUCAUGAUAGAAUGAGGGCUUAAAGUAAGCCGUUUACCUCAUUGUAGAGCUUUGACAUGGCUGGGAAAAUGUAAAUAAACAAAUGAGUAACAGAAAUUCAGUUUCUUGUCAUAUGUGAACAUGAUGAAUCAACAUGUGUAUGACUUUGAAAACAGUUACCAUCUAUUAUGUACCUGCAGAACUCAUGACACAUUUCUCAUCAGUCAUUUCAAAAAGGCUUUCAGUUGUUUCCCACUAACCAUGUGAUCAACUUUUUACAUGUGAAAACCAUAGACUGUAUGUACUAUGGACAACUUGGUUCUGCAUACCGCCUGUAUACGGAUUUGAAGCCAAAAAGCUCUCGGUAUUUCCGGGAUUUUUCUUCAUUUCCUGAAACCAGCGCUGCGCAGUAGCGAUGUGCGCAUUCGGCCGCGCAGUCGCAGAGAGUCACUGUGAUGAUGCUCGGCUCAAACAGCGUAUCCCCCGGGAGAGCUACGCAAUCCCUACAUAGGCUGUAUCAAGUGUCAAUCAUAGCCAACAUGAACCCCCUAAUAACUUUUAAAAACUGAGCUUCACAGAAAAAAGAGGACUUGAGCACAAACCAGUCAUACAGUAACUACAUGUCAACAUCACAAGCAGGGGGGAGAAAAAAUUAUGUUCUGUGUAAUAAAUUUCUAAAGUUUGUCCACAGCUCCAUAAGCUUUGCUGGUGGAGGCGGGAUUUAGGACCUAUGCUGCAGCCUGUCAACAGAGGGUGCUGUUCUCGGAGUGGCUUCACCCAGCGAGGAGGCAGACUCUAUCCAUUCUACAUACAGUCUAUGGUGAAAACUGACCAUGUCUAAUAAAUUCAACCUCACCUUUCUUGAAACAAGAUUCAUCUCUAUGACGACAAUCAAAGAGCAAGAUCACAAAGAUCACGAAUCCCAUGAUGACAACUGGACACAAGAUGGCGGCCAGGUGGCUGUUUGUCUUGUCUAAGAAGAAAACAAGAAAAUCAGUCAAUAGCAGCAGCUCUGAGGCAGCGUCUUAACUAAAUGCUAACAUUGCAAAAGACACAAAUUCUAGCAUGCUUGAGUGAAGUAGGUAAUAACUAUGAGGUUUAAUCACAUUUCAUGGCCACCUGUACAGAGCUUGUUGAGACAUUUCAGUCUGACAUUGACAUUUCUAAAUCUAAAGUAGUUUUGAGACUUUCAGUGAAUCAUUGCCUCCCCUUUAUGAUAAUCAAAUGAGUAUUGCUCACCCCUCACAUACUCCUCUUUUUCAUACACACUCACCUGUUUGGAGACGUGUGCCAUUGCCUUGAUGUGUGACUGCUGGAGAGCCACAGCUGAGUAACAACAAAAAAAAAAGGGGUGUUAUAUCUCCAGCAUCUCAACUGUUCUUCUCAUUAAACAAGAUCAAUCUGCAAUGCAUGUAUCACAUUUACCAAAUGCUAAAAUGAUCUCUUAUGUAUCUGAUCAUAUUUAAAGUCAAGCUCUUUGAAAUUGAGUCAGCCUAUUGAUAUAAAACCUCACUGUGUGAACUGCAUCUACUGUUAUCCGUGACUCACUUGGGAAAUCUGCAGGAUUUGGCAGGAGUGCUGCUAUGUCCUGAGGAAGCUGGGGAAGGCGUGUGUUUAUCUCUGGUUGAAAUGAUUGCUGCUGCCUCUGAGGAGCAAGGACAAAUUCAAAGCAAAGUAAGUGAAAGUACCUACGAGGAAAAGAGAAACAGGAACCUGAAGAGGAGACACUUUUCAUGUUUGUUUUUUCCUGCUGGCAGGUAAUCUCUAACCACGUCUCACUUUAAGACAACAUUGACUGACUGUUUAGAUUGUUUUUGUUCUGCUUUUAGGCUUUGGGACUUUGUACUUGCUCUUCUACUUUAUUUUAUUCAAUGGUAAGGAUUUAUUUUCUCAUCAGAUGAAGAGAUGUAGCUGACAUAUGUAGUAGUUACUAAACAAAUCUGUCAACAGUCCAGGGGUGAAGGCGCCGACUUAGGCUAGUAUACAUCCGUUCAAAGACCUUUGCUCCAUCUCACAACUCUCUCCCCUCAUUUCCUGUCCUCUCUUUACUGUCAACUACUAAGAAAAGGCACACAAUGUCCUGCAGAGCAAACACAAAUAUCUUUAGCACCAUCUUAAUACUGGCUGUACAUGUUUCACAGUUUAUGAAGGGGUAUAAUUCAACCUCCUGUCUCCCAUUUCUCUGUUUCUCUUCUAGAGAGUUUUACUUUUAAUAUGUGAGUGUGUUUCCCCUCUAAUACUUUGUGCAGACUAUAAAGCUGGGCUGUUGAUGGUAACUGACUGCAGAUAGUCAAAUCUGAGUGUGUAUAUUUAUCCUGUUUUUGGUCAAAAAUAUUUAAUUAGACUUAAUUUAAGCCAUAUUUGCAUGACAGUCCCGCAAAGGCAUAUAAAAACAGGAGCAUCUCUCUGGUAAAAUAUAAGGCAUCUCCCAGAUACAGUUUAGUUAAACAGUUAACUGUAACACAUUAUUCUAAUGGUGACAAAUAACUUUCCUCACUGCAUUAACAGGUACGUUUACCCAUUACAAGCAACUCUGGCCUUUCAAUAAGAUUUUUAUCUGAGCCGCUGAAUGUGGCUUAAGUCUGAUGAGAAGUUUCAUCAAAAAAUAAGACAAAUAAAGUUGCUAAAAUGUGAGUUUUCACAGCAUGUCUAUGGUAUUCUUACUAUAUAAAGUAUCUGAGUAUUUUCACAGCACAGUUAACAAAGAGGGGAGGUCCCACACCUCA